AUGGCCAAAAGUGGCUUUGUGCCAGCAUGGAUGAAAAUUCAGAAUUCAGACAAAACAAAUGGUAAUCAAAAAUUAAAUAUUGAUAGAACAAAUAGCAAUAAUCGUCAAUCACAAAUAUCAAAUAGAAGUGAAACAAGUUCAACAUCAUCAUCCCCACCUAUAAUAACAGGACAAAGUCGAAAUAAAUCUAAUGAACAACAAUCAUCAAAUGAUUUUGAUGGACAAACAGAAAGUUUCUUUUCAUUUUCUUCAUCUCAUACACAACCUCGAAGAUCAUAUAGUCGAGAACGUUUAUCAAAUACAUUAGCUAAAAAUUCUGAAUUCAAUGAUCAUGAAUCCUAUAAUGGAUAUCGUCCAAUAAAUAAUUCUCAACGUCGUUUACAUUCCAUUUCAUCCUAUUCAAACGAUCGUCAACAAUCAAAUACUCAUCAUAAUUCAAUAAAUGGAAAUGUUUCAGAACGUUCAUCAAAUUAUAUAAAUGAUGAUCGUGAAAGAUCCUAUGGAAAUAAUGAUCAAAAUUUAGAUACGACAAUAAAAACAAAUGACAACGAACAAAUUAAUCAUUCAAGUGGUUUUGAUCGUCUUGAACAAGAUUUUCCAUCAUUAAAUGGUUAUGAAAAAAAUAAAUCAUUAUUUAAUGAACAAUCUUCAUCGAUAUGGAAAAAUGCUGCUACAAAAUUUCGUACAUCUCAUAAUGAAUCAUUUAAAUUAUUAGAUCGUUCAUUAUCAAAUAAUUCAAAUCAUUCACGUUUAUUUGGAUCAAAUCGUAUAUUAUCACGUAAAGAUCGUUUAUUAAGUACACCAAAUGGUUUAAAUGGUACAUCAAUAUCAUCAUCAUCAUCAUCAAUAUCAACAACAACAUCAACAACAACAAAUCGUUCAAUUACACUUGAACUUCAAACAAAUUGUAUUACACAAACAAAAAAUUUAGAUAAACGUAGUGAUUUUUUUAAUUCAUUAAAAAAUGAUUCAACAAAUGAACGUAAUAAAAAUUUAAAUAAACGUCAAUAUAAUGAAUCAACUAAAACCAUAAUAAAUGCUGAUAAAAAUUCUAAAACAUCAAAAAGAACUCUACUUUUAUUAUCUGUACCAGAAACACCAGAAGAAAAAGAAUUAUUAAUACGUAUGGGUUGGAAAGAAUGUGAUGAAAUAACAUAUGAAAUUACCGAUCAAGAUAAAGAAGAAUAUGAAAAACGAAUUCAACUUUUACCAAAAACGGAUCAUACAUCAGCAGCAUUAAUGUCAGCAUUAAAUCGUCGUGCAUUACCAUGUAUAGAUAUUCGAGAUUUUCUUCGAUUUGAAAUGAUUAGUUCACCAACAUCAGAUGAUGAUAGUUCAGACGAAUAA
This is a messenger RNA of Rotaria sp. Silwood1, 1347 nucleotides long. Lineage: Eukaryota; Metazoa; Rotifera; Eurotatoria; Philodinida; Philodinidae. The record is from the annotation of a GenBank genome assembly.